Messenger RNA from Saprolegnia parasitica CBS 223.65, 609 nucleotides. RefSeq lists its product as hypothetical. Bases 1 to 609 code for a protein of 202 amino acids. Gene Ontology annotation, molecular function: DNA binding; DNA-binding transcription factor activity, RNA polymerase II-specific. The record is from RefSeq and is a predicted model, not a curated record. The transcript has 2 exons. Gene Ontology annotation, biological process: regulation of DNA-templated transcription. NCBI's taxonomy places the organism in Eukaryota, Oomycota, Saprolegniomycetes, Saprolegniales, Saprolegniaceae.
AUGACGCUGCCCAACGUGAGUGCUGCAUAUACGGCCCGGCCGAGCGCCAGCCGCGCCGCCUCGCCGCUCCCAGUGCUUGCACCGUCGCCAGCGGCCAUCCUCGCGCUCGUGCGUGACCAUCCGCUCUAUGGGCUCCUCCAGCGGGUCUUUGUCCUGCUCGAGACACCACCCGAGGCAGCGGCUUCGCAACCAAGCUUGCCGUCCAAGCGCGAGCUCGCCAAGCUCAUUGCGCAGGCGCAGGCGCCGGCACAUGCGAUCGUGACGCCGACGCUUCUCGUGUUUCUGACGCUCCAGCUGCGGAUGCUCCGUCCCAACCACAAGACCAGCGACGACGACGACACGUCAAUGCUCGAGGACGAUAAGAAGCUCAAGCGCGCGCGCCUCACGCGCCGCUCGAACGAGUUUAUGACCGCGUGGUUUCUCGCGCACAAGGGCAACCCGUACCCGUCGGCGAAGGAGCGCAACGAGAUUGCCAACACGACGCAGCUCAGCGAACUCCAAGUGCGCAACUGGUUUGCCAACAUGCGCAAGCGCCAUUGGAAGCCGCAGAACGCAGACAAGAAGCCCCGCUGCCUCCUCGACCUCGUCCUGCGUCGGUCGAGUCCGUGA